Messenger RNA from Leishmania mexicana MHOM/GT/2001/U1103, 3033 nucleotides. RefSeq lists its product as hypothetical. Bases 1 to 3033 code for a protein of 1010 amino acids. The transcript has a single exon. The record is from RefSeq and is a predicted model, not a curated record. Gene Ontology annotation, molecular function: protein binding. NCBI's taxonomy places the organism in Eukaryota, Euglenozoa, Kinetoplastea, Trypanosomatida, Trypanosomatidae.
AUGCCGGGGCCAUCCUCGCUCGAACUGUCUGCAGCGCUGGAGCAGCGCAUCCUUGCCGCAUCGUCGGUGCUGCGCCUCACCCCCGGCGCCUUCCUUGCUCGUCUCCUCUCGCAGCACUACAACACAAUCGGCGGCCUCCCACGCGAUCUGCUGCGCUAUAUAUUCACCUUCCUCGACUACUCGACCAUCUCCGCCACUCUCACGCGCGUCUGCCGGUUCUGGCAGGACUGCGUGCUCGAGGACCCGCUGCACUUCUUCUCCCGUCUGCGUCAGAUGCACGGCAUCCACCUCCUCGACCCAGCGCACGGCCUCUUUUACUUCCCGAGAUCGCUGAAGCGGGUGGCGAUGGAUUCCAGGGCGGGCGCGUCUUCGCCCACGUCCGUGGCCGUCGCGGCUGCAUCAUCCUCCAGCACCAGCUUAGGCGGUCGUACGACAGCGGCCGCUUCAGGCGCCGGUGGUACCCACCAGGGGCUCAUCCCAGCCGUGAGCUCCCGCACCAGCGCGGUCAGCAGGGCGCUGCAGCAGCAGGACGCGAGCAGCGCCCAAGUCGUUCCAGCCUCCUCCUUCCUCACGGUCGACAUCCGCACGCAGAACACCAAGUCACUGCCUUGGGGCCACGUGCGCGAAGCGGUGCAGUGGGCCAUUGCGGGAGAGCGGUUGGUCUAUGGUGAGGUUCGCACGCCUGGCCUGCAGCAGCCGGAAGAUCCGGUGUGGUCGCAGGCGGCCACCGUCGCGUAUGACCGUCGCAUCUACAUGUUUGGGGGAGAGACGUACGAAGGCGUCGUUCUCGACCGCGCGUACGAGUAUGACCCCAUGACGAGGCACUGGGGGGUGUUGCCCGCUCUCAGCGAGAAGCGGGCAGCCGCGAGUGCCGUGGCGUACAGGGGCCACAUCUUCGUGUUUGGCGGCUACAACACGGAGGGAGGUGUGCUGGACACGUACGAGGUCCUGGAGGUGGAGACGCGCACGUGGAUGUCACAGAUACACCAGCCACAGUGCUUCUUUAAGCGGCGACAACAACAGAAACACUGGCGGCAGCAGACGCACACGCAAGCAGAUGCCGCGGCGGCCCCAGAGACAGUGCACCGAGAUGAGUGUGUCGUGCAUGAAGGCAACAACGGCCACGCCCGAAGAACUGACUGGUUCUCCCACGCGACAUGGCCGUUUUCGGCAGCGCCACCGCCAGAGUGGACGGGUUCCAGUGGUCGAUCGGCGGUGUCGAGUCAGUACCGGAUGCCGGAGAAGGUGUGCGGCACCGCUGUCACUGUGCACGGAGAUAUGUUUCUAUUCGCCGGAGGCCACCAGAGCUGCAUCGCACCGGAGCAGACCGCUGUGAGCUACUCGGCAGUGAACAGCGCGGCGACCACACCGAUGCAUGCCGUCCCUGUCGGGGUAGGCGGUGGCGCAAGUAGCGACAUCGCGUCCUCGGCAACGAGCACCAGUACAGUGAACACCCCGCAGCGCCUGCCGCGCGUUGGGUCGAUCAGCGUUGUAGGCCAACCGACGGCUGAGUCGUUUGUGUGGAUCUUCUGUCCCCGAACGGGCCGAUGGUGGACUCAAGGGCCACGCUUGCCCUCACCGCGCGCGUUCGGCGCCAUGACAGUGCUCGAGCUACCCAUACUCGGCCCGUGCCUAUGCUACUUCGGCGGCUGCGCCACGGCCGAUACGCCCGAGACGGCGAUGUUCUACAUUCCUCUGUGCCCCGCAGCGGAGACGCGUGCGCUCGCCGACGCUGAGUGGAAGGACUGCGCCGACGAUGCCGCCAGCAGAUCACCCGAUGCCUCCUCUCCUCCGAACGCGGCCGUCACCCAGGCGGCGAGGAAGAGGCAGGACGGCACGGGUGGAGAAGGCUCUGACGCAACAAAGCCCCCCGGCGCCACUGCGAUGACGACUGUUACCGGGAGGCGUCUGCGACGAACCGCUGCUACGCUAACGGGGGAGGAAGACGCGACUGGCGCUGAGUCGCAGCGAGAGGCAGCAGGAGCGCGGGGUGCGGUGCGCAGAGGCUACAGAGGUGCCCGAGCAGCGCCGGUUGCUGCCGUGGGCAGCGAUGUCGUUGCCCACACUGAUCCAUCUGAUGCAGAGCGCAGCGCAACAGGAGCACCCUUCCGAGCCGCCACCGGCGAAAGCGAAGGCAGCGUCAGUUGCGGCCGUCGAACUGCGCAUAAGCCGCUGCAGGUCACGCCGACCACGCACAUUACACCCAGGCACCUUCGCCGCAGCGAGGUGGAGUGCGUGCGAAACGUCAGUAGACCGGUGGCCAACGCGGACGUCGGCCGCGCCUUUGGAAGCGGCGGCGGUGAUGACGGCACCGUCUUGCCUGGCGCAGAGGCGGACACAGCAAUGAUAUGGCGGUGUUUCCGAAACCCGAAAGAGCUGCCGUGGCAGCGGUACGUGCGCAUCCCCAUCGGCGGCGCCUUUACCUCCGUCGUCGUCCUCGGUGCCCAGCACUCCCGCUCGCUGGUACUGACUGGCUUCUACCCUGCACCGAACAUCGGUUACUGUAAGGUGAACCACCUUCUCCCUCUCGAUGCCUUUCUUCCGCUGCUGGGUGCACUCUCGUCGCCGCCGAGCGCACGGGCAAGCACGGAGCGGCCUCCGCCGAUCGGCCAAGAUGCGGCGGUCGUUCGUGCGCGGGGCAACACCCCACCGCCACCGACGUCUUCGCAGUCGUCCACUGCGGCUGGCUCGCCACCAGGUGCCGUCGGGGCAGCAGCGGCCGCCUCUUCCUUCCCUACGCUGCAGCUGAACUCCAGCCUGCAUGACGAGGCCGCCGUGGCUUUUAAUCACCGGCACCAAGAGCGGGAGUGGAACCACCAUCAGCGGCAAGAGAUACGGGAGAUGGUACGCUCUGCCGCGCACGCCGCCACGAUGCGGCACCCGCGGAAUCCACAGACGGCCGGCGAGGAGCACAAGUGGAGUCUCGCACCAGUGCCGGAGGUGCGUGUCGCUAGCUUCAACGGCACCUCGCUCCUGCGCGUGUCGUGGAAGGUGCAGACGCUGAAUGCGAAGGUCAUUGUUGGCGUUGAAUAG